GUUCCGGUGGGGCGCGGAACUUGGAGAGGCUCGCCGCGAUGCCCCUGCACAAGUUCCCGGUCGGCCUGUGGAAGCAGCUCCGGCUGCGGGAAGGUAUCUGCUCCCGCUUGCCCCGGCACUACCUGCGCUCCCUGGAGGAGGCGCGGACGCCCACUCCCGUGCACUACAGGCCGCACGGGGUUAAGUUCAAGAUCAACCCCAAGAAUGGGCAGCGGGAGCGUGUGGAGGACGUACCCAUUCCCAUUUACUAUCCCCCAGAAUCCCAGCUGGGGCUCUGGGGUGGGGAGGGCUGGAUCCUGGGCCAUAGAUACAUCAACAACGACAAGCUCUCAAAGAGGGUGAAGAAGGUGUGGAAGCCACAGCUGUUUGAGCGUGAGCUCUACAGUGAGAUCCUGGACACGAAAUUCACCAUCACAGUGACCCAGCGGACCCUGGACCUCAUUGACGAGGCCUAUGGGUUCGACUUCUACAUCCUCAAGACUCCAAAGGAGGACCUGUGCUCCAAGUUCGGGAUGGACCUGAAGCGAGGGAUGCUGCUGCGGCUUGCCCGACAGGACCCCCAAUUGCACCCAGACAACCCCAAGAAGAGGGCAGCCAUCUACAACAAGUACAAGGAGUUUGUCAUCCCGGAGGCAGAAGCCGAGUGGGUCGGCCUGACGCUAGAUGAGGCUGUGGAGAAGCAGAGGCUCCUGGAGGAGAAGGACCCGACUCCUCUGUUCAGGGUCUAUGUGGAGGAGCUGAUUGGGCGGCUGCAGCAGCAGACACUGUCGGAGCCCAUGGUGGUGCACAAGAGAGCCAGCAAGAAAUGACUGCACGGUGACCCAGGCCUGACAACCAUGCUCAGACAUGCCCCCCCAACCCCGGCACUGUGGACAUGAGAGCCUGGGGUGGUGGUGAGGGCCACGUGUGGGUAGUGAAUGAACCCGUUCUUCUGUUCUGACUCAGCAGCUCCCAGGGUUGGGUGGGCUUUGUGGAGGCCCCAAGGGGUCUCGUCCCAGGGUCCCCAGAGGUCUGGGGCUGUCUUGCUGUCUCUGUGGCUCCUCCUUCCCCCUGAAGUGGAGUCACCACACUUCGGGGGCAGCACAAGUAAAGUCUGAACUGGGCCGUG
Molecule: messenger RNA, 1108 nt
Organism: Neomonachus schauinslandi (Hawaiian monk seal)
Lineage: Eukaryota; Metazoa; Chordata; Mammalia; Carnivora; Phocidae
Gene: MRPL28
Product: mitochondrial ribosomal protein L28
Exons: 6
Coding region: 39-809 (256 amino acids)
Cellular component (GO): mitochondrial large ribosomal subunit
Molecular function (GO): structural constituent of ribosome
Source: RefSeq, a predicted model, not a curated record